ACGCUUUGAUGUUCAAAUAGUAUUUUUAAAUAACGGCUAUUCAAUCAAUUUUAUAACAGAACAUGUUGAGCAAUUGUUCCAAGAUUUUCAUAUUUCCAAUUGGAAAUCAAAUUUAAAUCAAAAUACCUAUGAUAAAAUGCGUGAAGAAAUUAUCGAGUAUGAUCAACAACAUCAAGAAAUGAAAAUAAAACAACGAUGAAAACAACCAAGAGAACAACUAUGCUACAUUACAUCUGAUUUAAAUGAAGAAGAGCUAUACGAUUUUCAACAAAAUAUUAAAACUUUAUGGAAAGACUAUUUGAAAAAUCAACCACAACUCAAUAAUAUAAACAUUGAAGUCAUUCAUCGACCAAAAUAUCGACGGAACACAAAAUGGCUGUCUAUAAUUAUGAAAUUCAGAAUUUUUUUUGUUUCUUUUGUUAUACAUUAAGUAGAUGGUUUUUUUGUAAACUUUAUUAAAACUAGAUAUCACAUAAUUGUUGACUCCUACUUUUUCGAGAUUUAAUGUUUUCUCUUUGCAUUUUAGAUAUUUAGUGUUCUGUAUAAAUGAAUUAUAUUGAAACAAACAAAACAAUGACAACAACGAAAUCAAUUUUAAAAACACCAAGUGAAGAUGCUCAAGGUCACUAGCAUGAAUUACUUUCACCAAUACAAGUGUUGACUGGACAACAGCAAAUACAGGAACCAGCACAAGCACAGAAAUGUGAAGAGGUAAAACGCAAGAAAAAAAGCCGCGGUGAUCGAAAAGCACAACGUCGAUGUGGACGACUUCAUCAAAAAGGUUUAGAUCUAGAUAGACACACUGAUUUAAUUCAGUCAAACGUGAGCCUUCAGAAAAACCAGAAACAAAUGAAAGAAGAUGCUAAUGAUCAUAUACAGGUCAAUGUACCAGUUGAUCAAGUAAUAUCUACCUUUCUUAUUAGUAAAAGAAUCAAUCAAACGUAAAAGAAAUGAAAUAUCAUCAAAACAAUCAUCAAAUACAAUUGAUAAGUCUUUAAGUCAAUUAUCUAUUUCUCAACCAUCACGAAAAAAACAAAAGAUGGCCAAUAAUGAAAUUGAACAAAUAACUACAAAUGGAACAUUAGACAAGAAACGUUCAAAAUCUAAAAAAAGAAAUUAA
Messenger RNA from Rotaria sp. Silwood1, 1120 nucleotides. Lineage: Eukaryota; Metazoa; Rotifera; Eurotatoria; Philodinida; Philodinidae. The record is from the annotation of a GenBank genome assembly.